Messenger RNA from Lottia gigantea (owl limpet), 852 nucleotides. RefSeq lists its product as hypothetical. Gene Ontology annotation, molecular function: guanyl-nucleotide exchange factor activity; small GTPase binding. Gene Ontology annotation, cellular component: plasma membrane; cytoplasm. The record is from RefSeq and is a predicted model, not a curated record. Gene Ontology annotation, biological process: small GTPase-mediated signal transduction. NCBI's taxonomy places the organism in Eukaryota, Metazoa, Mollusca, Gastropoda, Lottiidae. The annotation marks the transcript as partial. The transcript has 8 exons.
GUAGGUAUAUAUAACUAUGAAGGAAAGAGUGAACACUCUCUGCCACUACAGAUUGGAACUUGCCUACAUUUAGUUGAAGAAUAUGGACCUAAAACUCCAGGAAAAGCAAUAUGGUAUCGAGGAUAUUCUAUGAAAAAUAAAGACAAACAGGGAAUAUUUCCAGCUAGCUAUGUCCAUGUUAAACCAUGUAAGGUUGAAAAUGAAGGGAGAUUUGAGAAUAUCAUUCCGACGGAAGAUCCAGUGAUGAAAGAAGUCACGUUUGUUCUGAGAGACUGGGCGGUAAAAUGGAAGAAAUUAUAUGUGGUUUUGUCUUUAUUUCAGGAAAGUCAUCCAAUGUUCACCAGAAUAGAAGAAGUGAUGGUAGCGUUGAUAAAUUACCGACGGCAACUUGUACAGAAUACCAUCACCGAGGAUCAGCUCUUCAGUAUUAAAAAUGAGAUUAUUAUGAGAAUUGACUGGGGAAACGGUAAAUUAGGGCUCGAUUUAGUUCCAAGAAUAGAUGGUGAAAUCAUCGAUGACGAGAAACAUAGUGUUAUCUCCCUUUAUAGGGUACAUUGUAAUAGUCCUCGUAAAUUGACCAUGUCACGACAGAGAAGUAGUAAAGAGAACCGUCAUUAUGAUACUCAUCACGUCUUAGUAAAUGUUCGAGGUUUUCCCUGUAACGUGGGCGAUGAGGCAGAAAUCUAUCUGUCUCUUUUUGAUGCUGAUACAAACCAGUUUAUAAGUGAGAAGUUUUUAGUACGUUACAGUAAACAAGGCAUGCCUUUAUCAAUGGAUAAACUAGACGCUUAUUAUGGUUUAUUCUUGGUAGGUAUAAUUUGUAAAUUACAAACCAAACUAACAAAUUGUUAA